Messenger RNA from Parnassius mnemosyne (clouded apollo), 447 nucleotides. NCBI's taxonomy places the organism in Eukaryota, Metazoa, Arthropoda, Insecta, Lepidoptera, Papilionidae. The record is from the annotation of a GenBank genome assembly.
AUGUCUUUGCAAUACGUAAAAAUAUAUUACGGGCCCUACGAUGCAUUUCAUACAGUGUCACACAAACCUCAAAAAUUAAGAGGACUUAAAGAUCGUCUUCAAAAACUAGGUUAUCGCAUCGAUCUGGUCCCUGUGGAAUAUAUUAACUACUGCAUGCUGGAGAUGUGUGGCCAUGAGGUAUUUAGAUGUAACAUUCAGAACCUUCAAUUUAAUACUCCGGUCGACUCAGACCCUGUUGGCGAGCGUGCCGUCCAAGCAGUGGUCGACGCGUCAGCAAAAUUCCUAAGAGCACGAAGCUACUUAUGGUUCUGGGCUUUGAUAGAGAACCAACUAUUUAGGAGGAGUGAGUACGCACCGAAAGACCACUGGCCUUUCGACGUGGACUUGGAAAGUUUUGAGACGUGCUUGCAAUGUCCGGCUUGUGCAAGCUUGAAAAACCAAAAUUAA